Messenger RNA from Mastomys coucha (southern multimammate mouse), 2049 nucleotides. It is a transcript of the gene Matcap1, whose product is annotated as KIAA0895 like. The transcript is spliced from 8 exons. NCBI's taxonomy places the organism in Eukaryota, Metazoa, Chordata, Mammalia, Rodentia, Muridae. The record is from RefSeq and is a predicted model, not a curated record. Bases 567 to 1973 code for a protein of 468 amino acids.
GGAGCGUGCGCGCGCCCGAGUGCGCGUGUCUUUGGCGCGGGCUCCCGGGGUCUCGGCUGCCAGCGAUCGGCUUUGAAGAGCAGGAACUGCGGACAGCAAAAGAGGCGUGAUCAGGGGUUCUUAUUGGUGUGGGCCACACCCUCUCAUUUGUCACCAGACCCCGCCUUCAGCAGUCAGGGACUCCAGCCUCACCCUGAAUUCAUUCAUUCUGCGACUAGUGAGUGCGUGGGGAGUGAGGGUGAUUCAGACCCUCUCUCACCUCGGGGAGUUCAGGGCACGGUGGGGAAAUAUGGAUCUAGCCUCCAGCCAUACCAGCCUAGGGCUGUCAAGAAGCCUUCAAGACCCUGGGACCCUUUACACAUCGGGAAGGCUUCCCAGAGAAAGUGAGGCCUAAACCGGGCCCUGAAAAAUGGUUAAGAGGUUGCUCAAGGGACACAUUGGCAAGAGAAUUCUUGGCAGAAGAACCUGAGACGUGAAGGAAACAGGUGAAUUCUGGUAAUUACGUGGGAGAGGUCAACAGUCUGGGAAGUUGGUACGACAGAGCUGGAUGUGAUCCUCAGGAGAGAAUGGUGCUGGACUCGGGGACCCAAGUGUAUGAGCAGGCACCCCCCAGCCCACCUGCCGGUUCCCCAUCUCCGCACCAUAAGCUGAAGCCCUCAAACCAAAAUGGGCCACCUCUGUACCCCUGGCCUCAGUCCCUGGGUAUGCCCUUGGCUCUGGCAGUUCCCUCAGCACUGCAGCAGCAGACUAUGUGGCAGACCUUCUCAGAGCUGCACUUGGAACAGCGUAGCCACAUGCGGCGCAGCGAGAGCACCUACAGUGUAAAUAGUACUGGCCGGCGGGGGCGUGGCAAAGCCCCAGCUGGACGGGGUUGUGAUCCAGGAGGGACCCUGCGGCCUGCAGCCUCCUUACCUCAUAUUGCUAAGAUUCGAAAGGAUGUAGGCAGUAAUAGCAGCAGCAAGAGCCCCUGUAUGCUGGUGGCCCUGCGGCCAACUAACAUGGAACAGGAACGGGAAAAGUUCUUCCAGUCUCAUUAUACCUACAAUCCACAAUUUGAGUAUCAGGAACCGAUGCCAAUGAGUGUGCUGGAGAAGUACCAGGAGGCCUCUGCACAGUUUAUGCAUCAGGCAGUUGGCAUCAUUGAGGCUGUCCUGGAGAAGUUUGGCACUUAUGAAAACUUUGAGGCUGCCACAGGGGGCCAGCUGCUGACCAAGUGCCAGAUUUGGUCCAUUGUGCGCAAAUACAUGCAGAAGGAAGGCUGCGUUGGGGAGGUUGUGGUGCAACUGAGUGAAGAUCUGCUAUCCCAGGCAGUAAUGAUGGUGGAGAACAGCCGACCCACACUGGCCAUCAACUUGACUGGAGCCCGCCAGUAUUGGUUGGAAGGCAUGCUGCGGCACGAGAUAGGCACCCACUACCUGCGUGGUGUGAAUAAUUCGCGGCAACCAUGGCACAGCGCAGAAGGCAGACUGCAGUAUGGCCUUCAGCCAGCCAACCCCACUGAGGAGGGCCUGGCCAGCCUGCAUAGUGUGCUCUUUCGAAAGCAACCAUUCCUGUGGCGUGCCGCCCUGCUCUACUAUACCAUCCACCAGGCGGCGCGCAUGUCCUUCCGCCAGCUCUUCCAGGAUCUGGCGCAAUAUGUGCAGGACGAGGGUGUGCGCUGGGAGUACUGUGUCCGUGCCAAGCGAGGACAGACGGAUACCUCCCAGCCAGGCUGCUUCAGUAAGGACCAGGUGUACCUGGAUGGCAUUUUGCGCAUCCUACGGCACCGGCACACCAUCGAUUUCCAACUGCUGACCUCACUGGGCAAGGUCUCCUAUGAAGAUGUGGAACAUCUGCGGCCCCAUGGGGUACUAGAUAAUACCAGAGUACCCCACUUCAUGAAGGACUUGGAACGUUACCGGCAGCAGCUGGAACACAUCAUGACCACCAACCGACUAGAUGAAGCGGAGCUGGGCCGCCUACUGCCCGACUGAUGUUGACUAAGGGUUAUAGACAGAAGUUCUUGGCAGAGGUCACAGAUGAGAAUAUGAAGUUCUUUAUGGUUCCAUA